GUUGGAAAAGGUUAUCAUCUGUUGAACGGCAACAACGAAAUCAACUCAUUCAGUGUUUCUUGUCGCGGAUAUUAAAUAAUUGUAAUUUCUUAAUUAAGAAACUUGAAAAUGGUCAAAGCAUGGUUAAUGGAUAAUGAAACAACAGACCAACGUUUGGAACAUCAUCGCAAUCCACCGGCAUUUGUUGAAUUGGAUGAGCUGUUUAAGAGAACUGGUGUAGAAUAUUUUCUGAUCAAUGCAGAUAAUUAUCAAAACGACAAAGUUCUCCAAGAUCUACGCAAACAACGCAAUUAUUCCUAUGAGGAUGAGAUAACAUGCUCCGAAAAAUGUCUACCCGAUUAUGCCAAUAAAUUGAAAUCCUUCUUUACCGAACAUUUGCACACAGAUGAGGAAAUUCGUUUGGUCCUGGAUGGCUCAGGAUAUUUUGAUGUACGGGAUAAUGAGGAAAACUGGAUAAGAAUUGCCGUUAGCAAAGGUGAUUUAAUUAUAAUUCCUGCUGGAAUAUAUCAUCGUUUUACUUUAGAUUCCAAUAAUUAUGUUACAGCGAAACGUUAUUUUGUUGGUGAACCAGUUUGGUUACCUUAUAAUCGACCUGCUGAUGAUAUGGAUUGCCGCAAGGAAUAUUUGAAACAUCAAUCGGAAGGUUUUGUGAAUUUAGGCAAAGCUUGAAUGUUUAAAGUUACAACCAAUCUGUUUUUUGUUAAUAAUAAAGAAGUUUUGAAAUGCAAAAAAUGAAGAA
Messenger RNA from Stomoxys calcitrans (stable fly), 739 nucleotides. RefSeq names its product acireductone dioxygenase (gene Adi1). The record is from RefSeq and is a predicted model, not a curated record. Gene Ontology annotation, molecular function: acireductone dioxygenase [iron(II)-requiring] activity. Bases 109 to 669 code for a protein of 186 amino acids. The transcript has 5 exons. NCBI's taxonomy places the organism in Eukaryota, Metazoa, Arthropoda, Insecta, Diptera, Muscidae.